CUCUCUUGCACUGCUGUCGCAGCGAUGGACUCCGACUCCCAGAUGGCAGAAGGAGAGGGCGGCCGCGAGGGGGCGGUGGUUUUGUCUCCGCCCCCUUUUGAUAGCCUUCGGGGGCGCGUUCUCCUUCUCUCCGCGGUCGCUGUGGCUGGGCUUAGUUAGAGGUGACCUCGAGGAGCCGAGCCGGUUUUUGUCUCCUGUUAUCGCCAUGUCUAAACCCAUCCGAGUCCUAGUGACAGGUGCUGCUGGACAGAUUGCAUAUUCUCUGCUAUACAGCAUUGCUAAGGGUGAUGUCUUCGGUGCAGAUCAGCCUCUUGUUCUUGUGCUUCUGGAUAUCACUCCCAUGAUGACAGUACUGGAUGGUGUCCUUAUGGAAUUGCAAGAUUGUGCCCUCCCCCUAUUAACGGAGGUAAUUGCAACUGACAAAGAAGAUGUCGCAUUCAAAGAUCUUGAUGUAGCCAUACUGGUAGGCUCCAUGCCAAGGAAAGAAGGUAUGGAGCGGAAAGAUCUGCUCAAGGCCAAUGUGAAAAUUUUUAAGUCUCAAGGCACAGCACUGGACAAAUAUGCAAAGAAGACUGUUAAGGUUAUUGUGGUGGGCAAUCCAGCAAAUACCAAUUGCCUGAUUGCUUCAAAAUCUGCUCCGUCCAUCCCCAAAGAGAAUUUCAGUUGUUUAACUCGUCUAGACCACAACAGAGCAAAGUCACAGAUUGCAAUGAAAGUUGGUGUGACUGCUAAAGAUGUAAAGAAUUGUAUUAUCUGGGGGAAUCACUCCUCUACUCAAUAUCCAGAUGUUAACCAUGCCAAGGUCAAAGUGCAAGGGAAAGAUGUUGGAGUUUAUGAAGCUGUGAAAAAUGAUAACUGGCUGAAGGGUGACUUCAUUACAACUGUUCAACAGCGGGGGGCAGCUGUCAUCAAGGCCAGGAAGCUAUCAAGUGCAAUGUCAGCAGCCAAAGCUAUCUGUGAUCAUGUGAGAGACAUCUGGUUUGGCACUCCAGAGGGUGAAUUUGUUUCUAUGGGUGUUAUUUCUGAUGGAAAUUCCUAUGGUGUCCCUGAAGAUAUUAUCUAUUCAUUUCCUGUUGUAAUAAAGGAUAAAACAUGGAAGAUAGUUGAAGGCCUUCCUAUUAAUGACUUCUCCCGUGAGAAGAUGGAUGUGACUGCAAAGGAGUUAACUGAUGAGAAGGAGACUGCUGUUGAGUUUCUUUCCACUGCAUGACUAGGUGCUUGUAAAGAUUCAGGUGAUGGCUUCAUCACUGAGGAUUCUAAAAGUCGACUUUAAAGUCACCAUCACAAUGCUUUCACUGUUAUCAAAUGUUUUCUUUUUCCUUGUGGCAGUUUGUUGAUUACCUGCUUUGUUGGAUCACUUGUGCCUGUUAUUGAGUGCUCUUAGUAACAAGACAAUUGCACAACCAGUUUCAAAUGUAGUUUUCAGAGCUGACCAAAUUUUUCUGAUGUAUUCUUUGCUUCCUGUAUUGCAUAGUACCUCUGCCUACUUUGCCUCUGUGACUGAAAAGGAGCAACCUUUCAGCUUGAGUUACAAAUAAAAUCAGCUCUACAGUACUAAAAGGUGAUUUCAUGGAAAGGGCUUCUUUAGCCCUGCUUUAAUCAAGUUAUGUUAGAUCCACUAGUAGUUUCCAUGAAAAGACAAAACCUGUGUUUCUUGGCACUCCUAAAAUUAAGUAGGAAACACAAUUGUUGAACAUGAUGAAUGUACUGUAUAUUGACCAUCACUGACUUACUCAAGAAAUCCUACUAGAAAUUACAUUAAAGAUUGCGUAAGCACUGUU
Molecule: messenger RNA, 1781 nt
Organism: Pogona vitticeps (central bearded dragon)
Lineage: Eukaryota; Metazoa; Chordata; Lepidosauria; Squamata; Agamidae
Gene: MDH1
Product: malate dehydrogenase 1
Biological process (GO): malate metabolic process
Molecular function (GO): L-malate dehydrogenase (NAD+) activity
Source: RefSeq, a predicted model, not a curated record